AAGGUUCUUCCAGCUUUUUCCUAAAAUCUGUAAGGUAGUUCAGGGAGGGAAUACCCUACAAUUCUGCUCUAUUGUUUCACCUUCUUUUCAACACAUUCGUUUCUUUCUUUUCUUUUCCCUCAAGUAAUUCCUAGGUUCCUGGUAAUGGCAAACGCCAAUGUUUACCUGACAUUCUUUCUUCUCCUAUGCCUUCUCAAAUCGGGUCGAUCAGCACGAAACGUAGGAAACAAUUAUGUGCAAGAAGCAUGUAGGGUAACCAGAUACCGUGCCCUUUGUAUCAACUCACUAGCAUCAUUUUCCAGCAUUGCUAGGAGAAGUCCAAGCAAGUGGGCGCGAGCCGGCGUUUCGGUGACUUUAGGAGAAACCAAGAAUGUUGCUCACUACUUAAUGAAAGUGAAGAAUUACAGGGAGAUGACGGGGAGCUACAAAAUUCCCCUCUCAGAUUGCAUGGAGUGCUUUCAAAAUGCUAUCGACCAGCUACACAGGUCACUUGGGGUGCUUAGGAAGCUAAGUGCCAGAAGAUUUUAUUCACAGAUGGGGGACGUGACUACUUGGUUGAGUGCAGCACUUACUGAUCAAGACACUUGCAUGGAUGGUUUUGAGAAUCCAAGGGGAAGGCAGGCCAAAAUGCUUCGGAAUCGGGUUAUGAGAGCCACAUGUUUUACUAGUAAUGCUUUGGCUUUGGUCAACAAACUUGCAACCUCGGGCUUGGACAGCUUAAAUGAUCCAUGACGAUUCUUGAUGUAAAAAGAAGAGAUUUGGAUCAAAAGGUUAAUGAUUAACAAGACUAUACAGUAACGAAUUGCAGCUGAACAAAGGGUUCAGAUGUUAAUUCAGUGUAAUAAUAAAGUCAAGCAGCCAGGCAUCAAAGAAUAUUUUGUGUCGAUGCAUCUAUGUAUGAAUAUUAAUAUCUUGUUCAUGUA
Molecule: messenger RNA, 923 nt
Organism: Theobroma umbraticum
Lineage: Eukaryota; Viridiplantae; Streptophyta; Magnoliopsida; Malvales; Malvaceae
Product: pectinesterase inhibitor 6-like
Biological process (GO): negative regulation of catalytic activity
Molecular function (GO): enzyme inhibitor activity
Source: RefSeq, a predicted model, not a curated record